Molecule: messenger RNA, 4609 nt
Organism: Acipenser ruthenus (sterlet)
Lineage: Eukaryota; Metazoa; Chordata; Actinopteri; Acipenseriformes; Acipenseridae
Product: potassium voltage-gated channel subfamily H member 8-like
Exons: 16
Coding region: 129-3374 (1081 amino acids)
Biological process (GO): regulation of membrane potential; potassium ion transmembrane transport
Cellular component (GO): membrane
Molecular function (GO): voltage-gated potassium channel activity
Source: RefSeq, a predicted model, not a curated record
AGUGGAAAGAACAGAGAUGCUGGACUAUUGGAUCUGGUAGCAGCACGGUUUAUCAGAGAAGUAAGAACACGUUCUGCGUUUAAGCUGUGCCAGACAUUUGAUGGGGUAUUCCACAACAAAUUGGGAAAAUGCCUGUUAUGAAAGGAUUAUUAGCUCCUCAGAACACCUUUUUGGACACCAUAGCGACGCGUUUUGACGGCACACACAGUAACUUCAUUCUCGCGAACGCUCAGGUGUCAAAGGGAUUCCCAAUAGUUUACUGUUCAGAUGGAUUCUGUGAGCUGGCUGGGUUUGCGAGGACGGAAGUCAUGCAGAAGAACUGCAGCUGUAAGUUUUUGUAUGGCACCGAGACAAAUGAGCAGAUAAUGCUUCACAUUGACAAGACCUUGGAGGAUAAGAAGGAAUUCAAGGGGGAAGUCAAGUUUUAUAAGAAGAAUGGGGCUUUGUUUUGGUGCCUUCUGGACAUAGUUCCUAUUAAAAAUGAAAAAGGGGAUGUUGUUCUUUUCUUGGCCUCCUUCAAAGACAUCACAGACACCAAAGUGAAGAUUGCUCAGGAAGACAGAAGGGAAGAAAAGCACAAGGGGAGAGUGAGCACCAGAUCCAAUUUCAGCUCAGAACGGAUACGAAGUCGCACUGUGCUUUAUCACAUCUCUGGACAUCUUCAAAGAAGAGACAAUAAGAAUAAAAUUAAAAUCAACAAAAAUGUGUUUGGAGAUCCACCAGCUCUCCCAGAGUACAAAGUUGCAGAUGCAAAAAAAUCCAAAUUUAUCCUGUUACAUUACAGCACCUUUAAAGCUGGCUGGGACUGGCUUAUUUUACUGGCAACAUUUUAUGUUGCUGUGACUGUACCAUACAAUGUGUGUUUCAUUGGGAACGAUGAAGUAACACGAAGCACAACUGUCAGUGACAUUGCAGUAGAAAUACUUUUCAUUAUAGAUAUUAUUUUAAAUUUCCGAACGACGUAUGUCAGCAAGUCUGGGCAGGUUAUAUUUGAAGCAAGAUUAAUUUGUAUCCACUACGUAACAACAUGGUUAAUCAUCGAUCUGAUUGCUGCCCUGCCCUUUGAUCUCCUGUAUGCUUUUAAUGUAUCAGUGGUAUCACUCGUUCACCUUCUGAAAACCAUCCGUCUGUUACGGCUCUUGCGUCUGCUGCAGAAGCUGGAUCGAUACUCCCAGCACAGCACAGUGGUCCUCACCCUGCUCAUGAGCAUGUUCGCCUUGCUGGCUCACUGGAUGGCAUGCAUCUGGUAUGUCAUUGGCAGGAUGGAGAUAGAGGCUAAUGAUUCUUUCUCUUGGGAUAUAGGUUGGCUUCAUGAACUGGGGAAGCGUUUGGAAUCUCCAUACCAUAAUAAUAACAGUCUUGGCGGUCCCUCAAUUCGAAGUUCCUAUAUUGCUUCUCUCUACUUUACACUGAGCAGCCUUACCAGUGUUGGCUUUGGAAACGUCUCAGCCAACACCGAUGCAGAGAAGAUCUUCUCAAUCUGUACUAUGCUGAUAGGGGCAUUGAUGCACGCACUGGUGUUUGGCAAUGUGACUGCUAUCAUACAGCGCAUGUACUCCAGAUGGUCCCUCUAUCACACCAGAACAAAGGAUCUGAAAGACUUCAUUCGGGUCCAUCACCUGCCACAGCAGCUGAAACAAAGAAUGCUGGAAUAUUUCCAAACAACCUGGUCUGUCAAUAAUGGAAUAGAUGCUAAUGAGCUGUUAAAGGAUUUCCCAGAUGAAUUGCACUCAGACAUUACUAUGCACUUGAAUAAGGAGAUUCUGCAGCUGUCCCUGUUUGAGUCUGCGAGCCGCGGCUGCCUCCGGUCCUUGUCAUUGCACAUCAAAACCUCUUUCUGUGCUCCUGGGGAGUACCUCCUGCGGCAGGGAGAUGCUCUGCAGGCUGUCUUCUUUGUCUGCUCAGGUUCCAUGGAGGUGCUCAAAGAUGACAUGGUCCUGGCAAUUCUUGGAAAAGGAGACCUAAUUGGAGCCAACCUUUCGAUUAAUGACCGAGUGAUAAAAACCAAUGCAGACGUCAAAGCUUUGACUUACUGUGACCUGCAGUGCAUUAACCUGAAAGGACUUUAUGAGGUGCUGGACCUGUACCCUGAGUAUGCACACAAGUUUGUGGAGGACAUUCAGCAGGACCUCACCUACAACCUACGAGAAGGACAUGAAACUGAUGGAAUAUCAAGAUUGUCAAAAAAAACGUCACUAUCUCAGUCAGAGGGUAAAGGAUAUGGAUGCCUAAACCAGCAGCGUCACUCGAUUGUAGAAGAUGAGGAAGAUGAAGAAGAGGAGGGUGAAAGUACACCUCUUUCUCCUGCUUCACUCGACUGCAGAGCACCCCACAGGACCAGCAGCACUUUCUCUUCAAGGAAAGUACAAGACACAUCUCCUGCCAGGAUCUGCAGUCCACAUUCAGAUACAAGAGCCAGACAUGAAACAGAGUCAUCCAGCAAUACCAGGAACCAGGGGAAAAACCUAAAAUUACAUCUGUCAACAGUGAACAGCAUCGGUUCUCCUGAUCUCAGUCCAAGGUUUGUUGAUGGCACUGAAGAUGGUGAUGGCACAGAAGGUAAUCAAACCUUUGAGUUCUGCCCAAGACAAAUGCAAGAUUCACGUGGUGGAACUACAGUAAGAGAUUCAAAUCAAAUCAGUGCUACAGCGCUUGCUGCUAAGGCAGAAGAAACAAAACAGCAGAUCAGCCGACUACACCAGGAGGUUCGCACUCUGAGUCAAGAAGUAGCACAAUUAAGUAAAGACAUGAGAAAUGUUGUGUUUCUUCUUGAAGAAUUAUUAUCUUCAAAGAAAACUCCAGUAUUUUGCCAUACUCAUAGUACUUCUGUGGAGAGUUUUCAAACUAAAAUGACUUGGACAACACAACAGUCUUUCAUGCAUUCCCAAGCAGGGCAAAAUACUUGUCCAACAGCCCAACUUUCUCAAGGCAACCCAGUAUCAAGAGUUUUUGAAACUGACUCUUUACAUACCAGUAAUAGUCCACAGAGGGAUGGGACAAAUCCUCAGAGACCUAUGGAGAGUGACCACUAUUAUCCACCCUUCCACAUUCAAUUACUGCCCCAAGGGGAUACUUUACAAUACGUCAAAUGCACUUCCCCGCAGUCAGACUCAACAUUAACUCCUCUUCAGUCUAUUUCAUCCACCCUGUCUUCUUCUGUGUGUUCUUCUCCUGAAACAUCACCACAGUUUGUGACCGGCAAAUCAAAGGACAGUGCAGGGUCUUCCCAUGCUGCUACCAGAUCAUCUAGUCUUGAAAAUGUACCCAUGUUCUGGGACCAUCAGGAGAAAACCACUGUUUCUUUGCAAAAUCUACCAUUAGAAAUCAUGAAGGCUUCGAAUGAGUUCAAGGAUGACAAAAGCAUAUAUGUAUAAUGGUGCAAUGAUAAGCAGAACUCAAAGAAUGCCCCACAGCUGCCUGAACUAAAAGGUGUUAGUACUGCAUGACUGCUUGCUCUGAGGUCUUUCACUAAAAUCUAGGGGUUGAAACAGUUGGAAACCACUUAAAGUGAAGCUGUCAAAGAGAUACAAAUAUAUAUAUAUAUAUAUAUAUAUAUAUAUAUAUAACCAGUUUAUUCUGCAAAAGGUUUUAGAAGCAUGCUAUAAGGGUUUGACUGUAGUUUUACAUUCUUAGACAAUUUCAAUUAGCAUAUUGCUUGGGUUGACUUCAUUCAUGUAGUUGCUGAAUGGCCAUGCAGGUCACCGCAGCAGGAAGAUGAAGACAAAGCAACGUAAGCUCACUAUUUUUAUUGGGGGUUAUGAUCGUGUGCUCUGUAGAGAUUGCCCCUGAAGAAUAUCUGAAGCUCAGGCAGGGCUCCUGCUGUUCUGUCUGUCAGUUUUGCCACGGUGAGGGAACAGUUAGCACUGCAUGCCAUCUCCUAAACAAUCAACCCUAUAGAACCAGUAGAGGAGCACAAUAUUAGAAAUGGCAUGCUGCUCUUCUGUAAAUCAAACUCAUCAUUUAUUUAUUAAAUAAAAUUACUAUUUUUGUAAACCUGGUAUAGAAACUGUGUUUAAGCUAUGAGAAAUAUUUCUAAAGUGUAACGCUUUUUUUAGUAAAAGCUUGCCCUUCCAACAGAAAUAUAUGCAGUUAUGAUAAUGUAGGUAAGAAACUGUAGAAACUGUAGUUUAAUUCUGAGUCAGUUUGCUGCACGUUACAAGGAAUGCAUCAGUGAUUAUAAAAAUGAAAAACAAGGCAAUAUUUUAUUGAAAAUGUAAUUAAUGUAUGUAAUAUGUAUAAAUUACUUGCCUCUUAAAUCUGGUAGGCUUUAUGAGGGUAGCCUUAUUGUCAAGUAAAACUGAUCUGGCCAUAAUAGCCGAUGGGUUUUAUCAUCCAGAAAUGCAAUAUUAAGUCUCAUAUUAAGUAAUAUAUUAUAUGUUUACAUGUGUUGAGUUCAGUGCAUUACAUGCAAGAUGUCCGAAAACCACAUUGUCUUCAUCUCAAAAAAAAAAUGUUAUGCACAAAAUGUAUUCAUUGUGUGAAAUUAUUUACAGAUAACCUGUUAUAUGAUAAUAAAAAAUGUUAUUGCUGCCCGUUUUUUUUAAUCUCUUGUUCACUGAAUUGCAGAUUAGCCUGUUCUCUGUUAUUAAACGUUAUGGGGAAUAUGUAC